AUGGGUAACGCAGAGAGCAUGGAGAGCCAGCUGGCUGUGAUCCGGUCUAGAGCUGCACCGGUUCGACUUCCAAUGCCCGACCCGGCCGAGCUGGAGGAGAGGUUCUCCAUCGCACUGAAUUCAAUGAACUUGCCUCCUGAUAAGGUCCGUUUGCUGCGUUCCUAUGACAAUGAGAAGAAGUGGGAGCUGAUCUGUGAUCAGGAGAGGUUUCAGGUGAAGAACCCUCCACACACCUAUAUCCAGAAACUGAGAGGCUUCCUUGACCCAGCCGUCACACGCAAGAAGUUCAGAAGAAGAGUUCAGGAGUCGACUCAGACACUCAGAGAGCUUGAGAUUUCUCUUCGUACAAACCACAUUGGGUGGGUCAGAGAGUUCCUGAAUGAGGAGAAUCGAGGUCUGGAUGUUCUGGUCGAGUAUCUUUCCUUUGCUCAGUACGCCGUCACGUUUGAUGGAGAGCAGUCAGAGGCUGGAGGCGAGGUCUCAUCCAUCGACUCUCCCUGGAGUCGGUCCAUAGAAGAUCUCCAUGGUGACUGCAGCCUCCCCUCCCCAUCCUCCUCUGUCCCCCGAGCAGCUCGACACUCCAUCAGUUCAACUCUGGUGACUCGCUCCAACACGCUGCCGAGUCGUAGAACUCUGAAGAACUCACGACUCGUCUGUAAGAAAGACGAUGUACAUGUUUGUAUCAUGUGUCUGAGAGCCAUCAUGAACUACCAGUACGGUUUCAACAUGGUGAUGUCUCACCCCCAUGCUGUCAACGAAAUCGCCCUCAGCCUCAACAACAGGAACCCCAGGACUAAGGCUCUGGUGUUGGAGUUGUUAGCGGCGGUGUGUUUGGUCAGAGGAGGACAUGAGAUCAUCCUGUCAGCCUUCGACAACUUCAAAACUGUGUGUUCAGAGUCGAUGCGUUUUGAGAAGUUAAUGGAACAUUUUAAGAACGAAGACGACAAUAUUGACUUCUUGGUGGCCUGUAUGCAGUUCAUUAACAUCGUGGUUCAUUCAGUGGAGGACAUGAACUUCAGAGUCCAUCUGCAGUACGACUUCACCAAACUCAACCUGGACGAACACCUGGAGAGGCUGAAGCACACAGAGAGCGACAGGCUGCAGGUUCAGAUUCAGGCAUAUCUCGACAAUGUCUUCGACGUUGGCACGCUGCUGGAGGACGCCGAAACCAAAACUGCUGCUCUGGAGAGAGUCGAGGAGCUGGAGGAGAGCCUCGGCACGAUGUCAGAGCGUUUGUUGGACGUGGAGAACGAAGCGAUGUUGAAGAUCGUUGAGCUCGAGAAGCAACUGAUGCAAACCAACAAGGAGCUGGACCAACUCCGGGAGGUGUAUGCGAGUGCCAACUCUCAAGUGCACACCUUGCGGCGGAUGGUUCGAGAAAAGGACCAGACAAUCCGGCGUCAGAGUCGUCUCGAGCGUCAGGCUCAGGAGGCCCAGCAGGCCGGAGGACCUGGAGCUCCUCAACCACAGAGGGGAGAGGGGGAUGGGGGCGUGGCAGACUCUGCCUCACCCUCACCUCCACCCUGUCCUAACCUGUCCCCCAGCCCUGAGACCGUAGCCUAUCACAGCAUGGGACCAGGGAUGGGUGGAGCUCCAGGCAUGCCGGCCCCACCACCCCCUCCUCCUCCACCACCAAUGCCAGGCACAGUGUCCAACGGGCCGUACCCUGCACCUCCUCCCCCUGCUCCUCCUCCUCCCCCUCCUCCGCCCCCGCCCCCUUGUCGGACCAGCGAGCUCUCCACCUCCGUCCCCAUGCCCCCUCCUCCUCCCCCUGUGGCACCCCCUCUCCCGGGGUCAGGGGGGUCACCUACAGUUAUCUUUAACUCCGGACUCGCAGCGGUGAAGAUAAAGAAGCCAAUCCAGACCAAGUUCAGGAUGCCAGUGUUGAACUGGGUCGCUCUGAAACCGAGUCAGAUUAAUGGGACCGUCUUCAAUGACAUCGAUGAUGAGGCCAUCCUUCAGGACCUGGACGUGGAGGAGUUUGAGGAGCUCUUUAAAACAAAGGCUCAGGGUCCAGCAGUGGACUUGACUGUGUCCAGACAAAAACUUCCUCAGAAAGCGCCGUCCAAAGUUUCUCUGCUAGAGGCCAACAGAGCCAAAAACCUGGCCAUCACCCUGAGGAAGGCCGGCCAAGGGUCAGAGGUCAUCUGCCGAGCCAUCCACACGUUUGACCUGCGGACGGUCCGGGUCGACUUUGUGGAGUGUCUGAUGCGUUUCCUGCCAACGGAGGCUGAGGUGAAGCUGCUGCGGCAAUACGAAAGGGACAGAAAACCGCUCGAGGCUCUGAGUGACGAAGACCGUUUCAUGAUGCAGUUCAGUCGCAUCGAAAGACUCAGUCAGCGCAUGUCGAUCAUGACUUUCAUGGGCAACUUCACCGACAACAUCCAGAUGUUAACUCCGCAACUCCACGCCAUCAUUGCUGCUUCAGUUUCUAUAAAAUCGUCUCAGAAGCUCAAGAAGAUCCUUGAGAUCAUCUUGGCUCUGGGAAACUACAUGAACAGCAGUAAGAGAGGAGCUGUUUAUGGAUUCAAACUACAGAGUUUGGACCUGCUCCUAGAGACGAAGUCGACCGACAGGAAACAGACGUUGCUUCAUUACAUCGCCAACGUGGUGAGAGAGAAAUAUCCCGCAGUGUCUCUGUUUUAUAACGAGCUUCACUACGUUGACAAGGCUGCUGCAGUGAGUCUGGAGAACGUCCUGUGUGAUGUGAAGGAGCUGCAGCGUGGCAUGGAGCUCACCUGGAGAGAGUUCAGUGUUCAACACAACGCAACGCUCAAGGACUUCAUCAGCAGGAACGAAUCGCGACUCAGCAAACUGCAGGAGGACGCACACAUCGCACAGGAUGCGUUUGAAGAUGUGGUGAAGUUUUUCGGAGAGAGCUCCAAGACGAUGCCGCCAUCGGUCUUCUUUCCCAUCUUUGUUCGCUUCAUUAAAGCGUACAGGCUGGCGGAGGAGGAGAACGAGCAGAAGAGGCGUCAGGAGCAGAUGUUGUUGGAGAAACUGGAGCAGGAGGAGCAGCAGCAGCAGGAGGAGGAGACAAAGUCUCCGUCCCACAGGGGGAAGCGGCAGCAGCAGGAGUUGAUCACUGAGCUGAGACGACGACAGGGAAAAGACAGCCGCCAUGUUUACGAAGGGAAGGACGGAGCUAUAGAGGACAUCAUCACAGCUCUAAAGACCGUCCCCUUCACGGCUCGAUCAGCCAAACGCAGCUCUCGCUUUUUCUGCGACCCCGCCCACACUGAGGAGCACUACUGAGAGAGAGUGCGAGAGACCAUACAUUUUAUGUGAUCAUGUCUGAAGACGAUGUCUUCUUCGGCCAGCCAAGCCCACUUCUGAUUGAUGGGACCAAUUAGCACUUUGAACAUUUCUGAUUGAUCGAUAUGAGCUGAUGACAUUGUUAUUUGUAUGUUAUUUUAUUGAUCAGUUUGUUCACAGACUGGGUGCCCAGACACCACCUGACCUCUGACCUUUGGGUUUUUGUUUUCACAUCUGCUGCACAUUCUUUGGCCUGUUGGCUGUGUCACUAAACUCCAUUCAAAAAUUUGGCAACUGAAAGUAUCUUGACUGGUAAAAGUCAACAGGUGAUGGAGCAGUAUGUUCUACAAACACAAAACUCGUCCGUUCUGAUCUGGUGCAAACAGAUACAAAAUGACAACAGCAAGCUGAUCUGGAGUCUGUCUGGUUAAACUGAGAUUGAACAAUCUCAAAACGAGAAACACUCCGCAGCUGUUCUUGAGCUUUUCACCGCAUCACACAAUCUUCCUCAGCCGACCUCCAUGAUAAUGGGGGAACUCCAUCUACUGAGGAAGAUCAUGUGGUGUGACUGAAAGUCUGGUUAGAGUUUAGUUCCACUCAAGCUACCUGAAACUGGUUCAAAGAUCAAGUAGUUCCAGACUCCAAAACAAUCUAAUCUACAAAUGAUUGAAAAACUACAGAAACUUUUUCCUUGACCAAAGUGGAAAAGACCCUGAGGUCGAGGAAAGAUGUCAAGGAGAAUCUGUACACUUUCCUAAAAGAAGAGAAACUUGAUGUUAGUGUCCAAACCGUGCCUCUUUUUUUUUUUUUUUUUUUUUAAAUAACCGUGGGCUGGUUAAAGUUCUCUCUGGAGUUUUUCAACACAGGUCGUGCUGUAGAGCAGCAUUCUGAUGAGAUCGUAUUAGUUGAGACGGACACACAUACAGGCCUUUUUAAGGAACAUAUGACGACGGUUGAUAAUAACUAAAAGUCACAGCUAAAUCGGAUCACAUGAAGAUUGAAAACUUUAUAGAAAAGUACUGGGUCACUUUUUUUAAUAAAACGUAAAAAGGCAAAAGUU
This is a messenger RNA of Xiphias gladius (swordfish), 4315 nucleotides long. It is a transcript of the gene fmnl2b, whose product is annotated as formin-like 2b. Gene Ontology annotation, molecular function: actin filament binding; small GTPase binding. NCBI's taxonomy places the organism in Eukaryota, Metazoa, Chordata, Actinopteri, Istiophoriformes, Xiphiidae. The record is from RefSeq and is a predicted model, not a curated record. Bases 1 to 3255 code for a protein of 1084 amino acids. Gene Ontology annotation, cellular component: cytosol. The transcript has 27 exons. Gene Ontology annotation, biological process: cortical actin cytoskeleton organization; cell migration; regulation of cell shape.